AUGGUUAUUAUAGCAUCCUUACUGGUCCCUAAGCUUACCCUCCAGAUAUUCCCCAAACGGCAGCCCCUAGCGAUCCUCUUGAGCCCCCACACACCUAGAAAGAGAAACAAAUACAAAUCAGAUUUGAUUAAUCAUUCAACAAGUUACAUAAGAACAAAAACCUAUGAAUGUAAUAUAUGUGAAAAAGUCUUCAAACAACCCAUUCACCUUACCGAACACAUGAGAAUUCAUACUGGUGAGAAACCUUUCAGGUGUAAGGAAUGUGGAAGGGCCUUUAGUCAAAGUGCAUCCUUUACCACACACCAGAGAAUCCAUACUGGUGAGAAACCCUUUGAAUGUGAAGAAUGCGGCAAAGCCUUCAGACAUCGCUCAUCUCUCAAUCAACAUCACAGAACUCACACCAGGGAGAAACCCUACGUAUGUGAUAAAUGUCAGAAAGCUUUCAGCCAGAACAUUAGCUUGAUCCAACAUUUGAGAACUCAUUCUGGAGAGAAACCUUUUACAUACAAUGAAUGUGGGAAAACCUUUAGACAGAUUAGACACCUUAGUGAACAUAUAAGAAUUCAUACCAGGGAGAAGCCCUAUGCAUGCAUUGCCUGUUGUAAAACCUUUAGUCAUAGAGCAUAUCUAACACAUCACCAGAGAAUCCAUACUGGGGAGAGACCCUACAAAUGUAAGGAAUGUGGAAAAGCCUUUAGGCAGAGGAUUCACCUUAGCAAUCAUAAAACUGUUCAUACAGGAGUGAAAGCAUAUGAAUGCAACCACUGUGGAAAAGCCUACAGGCAUGAUUCAUCCUUUAAGAAACAUCAGAGACAUCACACAGGAGAAAAACCUUAUGAAUGUAAUGAACGUGGAAAAGCCUUCAGCUAUAAUUCAUCACUUACUCGACACCAUAAAAUACACAGGAGAAAUGCCUUCCAAAAUAAUGCCUAA
Hippopotamus amphibius kiboko is the source of this 933-nucleotide messenger RNA. Its product is annotated as zinc finger protein 69 homolog. Gene Ontology annotation, molecular function: RNA polymerase II cis-regulatory region sequence-specific DNA binding; DNA-binding transcription factor activity, RNA polymerase II-specific. The transcript is spliced from 2 exons. Gene Ontology annotation, biological process: regulation of transcription by RNA polymerase II. The coding region runs from base 1 to 933 and encodes 310 amino acids. The record is from RefSeq and is a predicted model, not a curated record. NCBI's taxonomy places the organism in Eukaryota, Metazoa, Chordata, Mammalia, Artiodactyla, Hippopotamidae.